AUGCCUUGUGGACGCAAGCCAGAUCGUGUUGCUGUUGAGUGUCUAGGUAGCCUUGCCCGGCUCAGAUUGAAUCCGAGGUAUUUCCAGAGCAAAUACGUCAGUUUCGCGGCUGUUGACAGGUUUGGUAGGUCUUGGCCAAUAGACCAGGCCCUGGCUGCACAAUGCGGAUACUUCAUCCUCCAUGACAUCUGGGGAAACCUCGAGUUCCGUGCCUCCUUGCUCAGCUGCUAUGCUCAGAUGGUGGAUGACCAACACUUCACGCUGACUUUCCAAAUCCUGGCAGCCACAGGUCCGGAUAUGCGCAAUGCAGCUUCCCUUGAGGUCCCCGUGAAAUGUUCUUAUGGCCCGUGGCAACCCCGCGAAAUAGUCUGUGAGGCAAACUACAUGGAAGUCUCUGUGAGGAGGAAUGUACCGCCAAUCCCUGAUGGUGUUCUUCAAGAUCAGCCUGAAGACUGGGCAGCUGCCUUCCCAGAGGCCAAAGCAGGCCCACCUUCUCUCUGGCAAAUCGUCUUCCACAUGGACACCCAGAGAAAGUCCAUGCUGGUUGAGCAAGCUCACGCUGUUGGCUAUGGAGUCAACACCACAGACACAAGGAUUGUGUUGAGGGCUUCCUACAAUGCAACAGAAGCUCAGAAGAUGGAGGUCCGUGGCAUCCCCUUCUCUGCAGUGAGGUCCAGCACUUUCUACAAGCAGCGCUGGAUGCUCCUGAUGGUGGACACCGCUGUGGCCUGUCCCAUAGAUGGAGUGGCAUUCACCAACGAGACCAUCACCUGGACCAUCCCCAAGGACAUGACUCCUCUCAUGGCGGGACUGAGCAAUGUCAAAGAGCUACAUGUGGAGAUGGGCAUUGAUCUGGAGAAGCUACCUGCUCGAGACAUCGCCAGUCGGGGAUACUUGCUGGCCAGCGACACGGAUGCUAUCACAUUGAAGAUUCCCGUUGGUGCCCCGGGUGGUACUUACAAGAGUUCUGUAGUUGAUGGGCAGCUGGUAACCUCCUACAAAAUCAACCCCUUUGUAGAGCAUCUGUGGGAAGAUGACCGGAGAGGCGUUACAAAGCAUACUAUCCUGAAAGAGAUCAGCACCCCUCCACAGCUUGCACCAAUCGUGGUUACAGAUGGCACCAACAUCCCUCUUCAGCUCUUCAAUACAUCUGUUGGGACCUUCCUGCCAGAUGUGGAGCUAGUCAGUGUGCAAGUGGACGAUUCUGGCCCCUGGUCACUACCGGAGAUUGAAAAGCAGGGCUGUUCGGUUGUUGGAAAGAAACAUCCCAACAGCAGCCGUGACUUUGCUGUGCAAAUCCCAUUUGACACACCUGGAGUCAAGAAGGAGUAUGUGUCGGGUGACGUCCGAAAUUACACCAUAAACAUCACUUUAGGAUUCAGCGUGAGCCCCGAGGCAGACCCCUUUGAUGUCCCGGUUACUCUGGUUGUCCUAGUCAGGGAUGCCGUGUUACCUCAGGCUACCGGCUCCUGUGACGACGAAGCACUCUACCUGGUGAUGAGACGUGGCAAUGUGGACGAGGACUGGCUGCCCUUUGUGGGGGACACUCUCUUGACCCAGGAGAUGGCUCACCAGCUUGGCUACAGCUUCCAUGACAAUGGAACCCAUUUAGCCCUGAGGGUGCCACAGAACGCGGCCCAUGUGGCUUAUGAGAUCUCUGGCCACCUCACGGAAAUCCACUCUUCUGGGAUUGUGGCUACCUUCCGACUGCAGUUGAAGGACAAAAGCACUCAAGUGGAGAUGAUAGAUUUUUCAGUUUCUUGCAUCUUCUCUCCUAAACAUCUUAUUGACUGCCUCCCUAAUGGCACAAUGGUGAUAUCUGCCUUGAAGCUUGUUGGUAUCCCAGACAUGAAGCCCUCCGAUCUGGUGCUGAGAGACAGUCGCUGCAGGCCGGCGUUGGUGACAGAGGAAGGGGCAACGUUCAUCUUUAACGUGAGCACAUGUGGAACUACUCGCAAGUUUGAGAAUGCUACCAUGACAUAUGAAAACGAAGUCCUGUAUGUCCCCCCGGGCCAAGUAGCACCAGUCUAUCGGUUGAAAUGUGCUUGCCAGUACUUGAUCGGAGAUGCCCUGUGGCUUCAGUACAGCCCUACUGACGCCCCGUCGCCAAGCAUCCUGCCAGGAGUUGGUGUGCUGGCUCUUGCCCUUAAGCUAGCAAGAGACGUAUCCUAUAGGGACUUCUACCAGGAUGCAGAGUACCCGGUGACUCAGUACCUUAGGGAACCCCUCCACUUCCAGGUCGAGCUCCUGCACAGCCAGGACCCCCAGCUGGAACUAUUCCUGGAAGAUUGCUGGGCCACAGCAUCACCGGACAGGAACAGUUCUCCACAGUGGAACAUUGUGACGGACAGUUGUGAGAAUACAGAGGACUCCCAUCAGACAGUCUUUCACAGAGUCCCCCAUGGCUCUGUCCCGUUCCCUACACACGUGAAGCGAUUUGAAGUGAAAAUGUUCACUUUCAUAGUGAACGACCAAGCUCUACAGGGGCAGAUCUUUUUCCACUGUAGUGCAGUAAUUUGUGAUUCUGCCUGGCCAUCAUCUGAUGCCCUGUGUGCUAGGCGCUGUAUUCCCAGAAGACAGAGAGUAGGUAAGUUUUUUGUGUGUGUGAGAGGCGGAAUGCAGUUACAUCCAACUGGGAAAAGCAUGUCAGGUUGAAGUAUCUAGCUUUUGGGAAACUGGAGGUCACUGGAGA
Messenger RNA from Eublepharis macularius, 2692 nucleotides. RefSeq names its product zona pellucida sperm-binding protein 2-like. The coding region runs from base 1 to 2655 and encodes 884 amino acids. The record is from RefSeq and is a predicted model, not a curated record. NCBI's taxonomy places the organism in Eukaryota, Metazoa, Chordata, Lepidosauria, Squamata, Eublepharidae. The transcript has 20 exons.